AUGGUAAAAGGAAAGAGAGAAGAUCAACAACAUCAACAACAUAAUAACAAUAACAAUGAACAACAUAAAAAAGUAAAACAACAAGAAGGAGGAGGAGAUGAGAAACAACAACAAGCAUUAACAGUAACAAGUUUAAUAAAUGAUAGUAUAACACCAAUAUCAACAAAGUAUUGGUUAAAAGGAUAUAAAGAAGAAUUGUAUAGUUCAAAUGUAGUAGAAUCAAUAUUCAACGAUGAGAUUAUAGCAUCGGAUAUUGACACCAGAAAGUUAAUGUUACUCGAACUAUCACAUUACCUCGAAUCUUAUCUAUGGCCAAACUUUAUGCGUGAAGGUAUAGAUAAUAAUGCCAAUCGAAAUGACUCUCACAUUUGGUCAAUCAUAUUAAUGGUCAAUGAAAAGUCACGUGAAUCAUUAUCACCAUUUGAUGUUAUGCAUAAAUCUUUACAUUCUCUAACCGAACAACAAAAAGAAGAAAAAGAAGGAAAAGAACAACAACUACCGCAAGAUGAUGGUGGACAAAAAUACUUUAAAAUAUUCUUUGAUAGAGUAUUGGCAAUUGGUGAAUCUUUAGAUAUGUCAUCGAUCAGUGGCAUUAAAUUAGCGACACAUUACAUAUUAUUUUUAAUCAAUUGUUUCUCAUCUUUGGAAGAUGCAAUGGUACGUAAUGAAUGUCUAAAGAUUGUAUCCUAUCCAAUGUGGACUCAUGUCAGUUCAGGUAGAUUGGAUCAAGAACUCUUGGAUCUAUCACCACCUUCACUUGUAAAGAAAAUUAGAUUAUUAAAAAAGAAAAAUGAAAGUACAAUUUAUUCAAAUUAUUUAAUUAAAUUAAUGGAUAGAUUUAUUAAAUUAUUGGAUGGAUUAUCAGUUGAUGCACCAAACAACAAUGAAACAUCUUUGGAAUUAUACAAAAACAAGAUUUAUUAUUGUGAGAGGUUUUUAGAAUUUAUGAUUGAUUUGGUGAAUCAAGUGACCACUCGUAGAUUCUUUUAUGUUGUUAUUGAUGAUUACCAUUUAUUGGUUAAAAUUAAAGAAACUAAAUUCUCAAAAUCUUCUUUAAAUUCAAAGACUAUAAAUGAAUCAACAAAAUUAUUAGAAUUUUAUUUAAAUAUAAAUAUUAAUAAUUUUACUGGAGAGGAAUUGGGUAGUGAUGUUAUAAUUAGUAGUCAUUAUUUCAAGAUUCAGAAUCUGCAACGGUUGGCAUUUAAAGAGUUUCCAGAGGAAUUAAAGGAAUUGGCAUUUGCCAAUGUUUCACAAGUCGAAUCAAAGGAAAGUUUGUUACGUUGGUUUGGUGCACUCGAUUUACCAAGACUCACUGAAUUAUGUAUCAAGUUAAAUCUAAUUGACAAGUCGGCAAACAACAAGUCAAGUAUCGUCCACUCCAAGGAAUAUUUAAUCGCCAUUUUACUAUUCACAUAUCGUCGUCGUUCACAUCAUGACCGUUUAUUAAAUGAUCCAAUUUAUCCAACUGAAUUGGAUUUAUUCCCAGAAACAACUACGACCAACCAAAAAUCUUCUACUACAUCAUCAGUUUUAGAAAAUGAAUUAUUUUCAGGAGAUUAUAGAGGAACUAGAUCAUUGUCACUUCCAAAAUUAGGAUUACAAUAUCUUUCAUUCAAUGACUACUUGUAUAGAAAUUAUUAUCUCUUCAAGAUGGAGUCAGUCUAUGAAAUUAAAUCAGACAUUGAAGAUUGUAUUCGUAGAUGUUCUCCUAAAAAGGAAGGUGAAAAGACAGUGUUUGCAGGUUGGUCACGUAUGACACUUCCCAUUCACUCUUUCCGUCUUGGCAAGAUUGGUAUACCAAAUAUUGGAGAAACUAAACCUAAAUCAGUAGCUGCUACCGUCACUGUCACAUUGGCUAAUAUCAGAAACCAAGAUCUUCAACAAGAAUGGGAUUCCAUCAAGGAACACGAUGUUUUAUUCCUUGUAUCAGUUGAUGCCAACCACAACUCUAAUGGAUAUAAAGUCAAGUAUGUACGUGGAUGUCAAGUUGUUUCAUUGACUGAUGACAAGGGUGAAAGAAUCGAACAACAUCAUCAUCAAGAAAAUGGAGGAGGUAGUAAGAAAAAGGCAAUCUCUCAAAUCAGACAUAUCAAGGUUGAUUUGGAUUGUAAUCAAUACCAAGAUGACAAUAAUAGAGGUAUAGUUGACAACGUGUACAAGGGAUCAUUCAAUCUGUUGGUACGUCGUAAUGCCAAAGAGAAUAAUUUCAAAGCUGUCCUAGAAACUAUUACAGGUUUAAUUAGAGAUAAUCAACAGCAACAACAACAACAACAACAACAACAACAAGAGGAAGGAGGAGAAAAACAAGCAAGUGGAAAGGCAAAUUUACCAGACUGGUUAUCAAGUACAUUUUUGGGAUACCCACAAGACUCUAUUAUAGACAAUCAAAAUAAUAAUAGUAUCAAGUUAAAUGAUACCUUUUUAUCAAAGGAUCAUGUAUUAAAAUCACUCGUUCAUGACAACAACAACAAUAAUAAUGUAAACAUUGAUAAAUGUAAUCAACCACCAUACAAGUUGACAUUCCAACAAGAUGAAUCAACUGAAAGGUUAGUUUCAAUUGAAACAUAUAGAGAUAUUAGUAUUGGAGUAAAACAAAACAAAGUAGAGUUUACAGCAGCACAGGCACAAGCAAUUAUCAAGGGUACUAGAGAGGGACUUACUUUAAUCCAAGGUCCACCAGGUACAGGCAAGACAGAUGUAGCCGUUCAAAUCAUAUCAAACAUCUACCACAACUAUCCAAACCAAAGAACACUUAUUAUUACACAUAGUAAUCAAGCUCUAAAUCAAUUGUUUGAAAAGAUCUAUCGUUUGGAUAUUGAUGAAAGAUAUCUUUUACGUCUUGGUCAUGGUCACAAACAAUUAAGAUUGGGUAGUGGUAAUAAUGAUAAUUCAACAGAACCAGAUUUUACAAAAAGUGGUCGUAUCGAGUACAUGGUCAAUCUUCGUCAAAACAGAUUACAAUUGGUAGAUUAUUUGGCAAAAUCUCUAAAAGUUACAUCAGAUGUUGGUUAUACUUGUGAAACGGCUGGUCACUUUUAUCAACAUCAUAUUGAACCAAUGUGGAACAAAUACAAUGAUCAAAUUGACAAACAAGAAAACAAAGAACAAUUUAUUGUAAAGAAUUUCCCAUUCCCAGAUUACUUUUCAGUUGCAUCGACCAAGAUCUUUUUCAAAUCACCAGAUUCAGAUGAAAUGGCUAGUCUUGAGGAAUUAAAGGAACGAGUUGAAAGAAUGUGGACUGGUGUCAAACUAGUGUUUACUGAAUUGGAAGAAUGUAGAAUACUAGAAUUGUUGAAAUCUCCAAGUGACAGAUUCAACUAUCUCUUGUUAAAACAGUCUCGUAUCGUUGCAAUGACAUGUACACAUGCAAGUUUGAAACGUGCAGAGUUGGUAAGACUAGGAUUCAAAUUUGACAAUGUACUGAUGGAAGAAGCAGCUCAAAUAUCAGACAUUGAAUCGUUUAUCCCUCUUCAACUGCAAUCGACCCAGUUCUCUGAAAAGAACCGUUUGAAGCGUCUCAUUAUGAUUGGCGACCACCAACAAUUACCACCAGUCGUAAAGAAUGCUGCACUUGCCAAGUUUAGUCAUCUCGAUCAAAGUUUGUUUGCUAGAUUUGUCCGAUUGGGCGUACCCUAUGUUGUACUCGAUCGUCAAGGUCGUUCACGUUCCCAAAUCUCACAACUCUACAAAUGGCGUUACAAUGGUCUCCAAGAUCUCCAAAUCAUCAAGGAUCGUGAGAAUGACAAAGAUCACAAGUUACAGACAGUGACUACAAAUGGUGAUUUGAGUCAAGAGUUUGCAUUGGCCAACCCAGGGUUUGUUUAUGAAAGUCAGAUUGUUAGUGUAGAGGAAGGACAAGAGUAUGAACCAACUCCACACUUUUUCCAAAACCUCGAAGAAGCUGAAUACCUUGUUGCCACCUACCAAUACAUGCGUCUUAUUGGGUACCCAGCCAACAAGAUCACAAUGCUCACUACUUACAAUGGUCAAAAGGCACUACUCCGAAACAUUGUCAAGGAAAAGUGUUCGCGUAACCCACUCUUUGGUGAACCGUACAAGAUCACCACUGUCGACAAGUUCCAAGGCCAACAAUGCGACUAUGUACUCUUAUCACUUGUCCGUACACGUCAUUUUGGUCAUAUCCGUGAUCUCCGUCGUCUCAUUGUAGCAAUGAGUCGUGCACGUCUUGGUCUCUACAUCUUUUGCAAGGAAUCCUAUUUCCGUGAUUGCUAUGAAACCACAGCCAUCUUUUCACGAUUCAAACAACAAACUACCAAACUCCAACUAGUACCAGGCGAGACCUAUCAUCCCUACCCAGAAUUUAAACGUCUCGCUCUACCAAAUACCCUAUCAGCUCCACUACCAAAAUUACAAGAACAACAAAAAGACCUAAACAUCGAACAAAUAUUCCAAGUUGAAAAUCAAUCUCAUAUGUAUCAAUUGGUUCAAUCAAAUUUACCACAAUAA
Molecule: messenger RNA, 4467 nt
Organism: Cavenderia fasciculata
Lineage: Eukaryota; Evosea; Eumycetozoa; Acytosteliales; Cavenderiaceae
Gene: aqr
Product: intron-binding protein
Exons: 3
Coding region: 1-4467 (1488 amino acids)
Biological process (GO): mRNA splicing, via spliceosome
Cellular component (GO): catalytic step 2 spliceosome
Molecular function (GO): helicase activity; mRNA binding
Source: RefSeq, a predicted model, not a curated record